Molecule: messenger RNA, 1025 nt
Organism: Amphimedon queenslandica
Lineage: Eukaryota; Metazoa; Porifera; Demospongiae; Haplosclerida; Niphatidae
Product: 3-mercaptopyruvate sulfurtransferase-like
Exons: 10
Coding region: 37-924 (295 amino acids)
Cellular component (GO): mitochondrion
Molecular function (GO): thiosulfate-cyanide sulfurtransferase activity
Source: RefSeq, a predicted model, not a curated record
AAAAAAGGUUAAGUGUUAAGACCUAAAAUUACAACUAUGGCUGAUUGUGCUGUUCCUAUUUUUGUCUCUGUCUCUUGGCUGAAGGAUAAUCUAAACAAGCCUGGGAUCAAGGUAAUGGAUGGUACAUGGCAUAUGCCAAUGUGGAAGAGAGAUUCUCAAGUUGAAUAUGAAACUCAGCAUAUUGAAGGUGCAGUUAAGUUCAAUGUUGAUGCUGUAGCUGAUAAAAGCAGUGAUUUGCCACGUGCUCUUCCACCAAUAGAACAAUUUGAAGACUACAUUGGAAAGCUGGGCAUUAGCAGUACUGAUCAUGUUGUUGUAUAUGAUAAUAAUGCAAACUUUGGAAUGUUCUCUGCCCCAAGGGUUUGGUACACAUUUAAAUUGUAUGGUCAUGAUAAAGUAUCAGUAUUGGAUGGAGGAUUGCCAAAAUGGUUGGAGGCAGGAGGGCCUGUAGAAUCUGGAAAACCACAAGUAGAGGCUGUGACAUAUAAAGGAAGUUAUCAUCCUGAGUUGUUUGUUAAUUUUGAAGGAGCUCUCCAGGCAUACAAGAAUAAUCCAGCACAAAUACUUGAUGCAAGACCAGUUGGUAGAUUUGAAGGACGGGAUCCAGAACCAAAUCCAAAAAUACCCAGUGGACGUAUCAUAGGCUCUACUAACGUAUUCUGGCGUCAGUUUAUUGAUCCAGAAACUAAACAGAUCAAGAACAAUGAAGGCAUUCAAAAAGUUUUUUCAGAUGCUGGUGUCAAUCUUGACAAUCCUAACAUUGCUUCAUGUGGCAGUGGUACAACUGCUUGCUGGAUAGCCAUUUCUGCUAGUCUGUGCAAUAAAGCAAUGCCAGUUUACACUGGUUCAUGGAUUGACUGGUACAAAAGAGGACCAGAAGACUCAAAGAUAAUUGGUGUCAAAGGAGAAGAUUUGAAUAAAUAGCUUGGAUCAUGUCUGGACAAUAUUUUGUGACCUCUUUCAUGUUAUUAACAUGCAGCAUAAAUUUUUAGGCCUUCCUUGAUAAAUUAAUUAUUUGUCAUUAA